AUCAACUCUUUAUUACCUAAUAUCUUUAAAUGUUAGUUGUGCCAUGGCUGCUGACCUGGGCCUUCUCUCACUAAACCAUCACCAGAAAUCAACUCAUCACUCCCAAACCAACCACCGGAACCCUAUCCUCACCACUGACUCCUGGAUGUGGAACCCUAAUCAACCCCAAGACGACGAUGACUCGUGGGAGGUCAGGGCCUUUGCGGAGGACACGGGUAAUAUCAUGGGCACCACCUGGCCGCCUCGUUCUUACACCUGCGCCUUCUGCAGAAGGGAAUUUCGAUCUGCUCAAGCCCUAGGGGGUCACAUGAAUGUGCACCGCCGUGACAGAGCUCGUCUCCACCAGACGCAACUGGGUACAGUUGGUGCAAUCAAUAUUCCCACCGCCUCGUCGUCCUCCAAUCUCAUACUCCCGGCCGGUCAAGAAUUUGCCACCAGCAGCGGAUUAUGCCUGAUAUACCAAUUACCUAACACUAAUGGAGUCUUCCCUCCUGCUGGGCCUGUUACUGCAUGUACCAUCGACUCAUCCUCUACUUUUCUGUCUAUCUCACCUCAUCCAUCUAACAACCUGAUUGGAAUCGGACCUUCCACUUUGAAUUUCCCAGUAGCAUCUCCAGUGUUAAAUUCAAGUCCAUCCACCCAUCAUAACUCUUCCAAAGCCGAACCUUCAUCAUCUUCUAGGAAUGAUGCCAAUAAUUCUUCUACCACCAACAACAACAACAACGAAGCUUACAAUAUGGAAGACAUCGAUCUAGAGCUCCGGCUAGGGCACAGACCGACCCGACCCCCGCCAUGACACGGCGCGCCAAAUUAUUGAAAAUAAAGUGUGUGAGUGUGAAAUUUUUCUUUAAUUGCUUGCAUUUUACAAAGAGUGGCAUCCAUGUAUAACAAAUUAAUUUUUUUUCU
Molecule: messenger RNA, 906 nt
Organism: Rubroshorea leprosula
Lineage: Eukaryota; Viridiplantae; Streptophyta; Magnoliopsida; Malvales; Dipterocarpaceae
Source: the annotation of a GenBank genome assembly